UGAACGGGGCUAUAUCUGUGACACACUCCUCUCGUUGCAUCUUUCUUACGCGCCAUACCUCUCUCCAUCUCUCCCCUCUUUCUCUCACUUGCUCGCUUGCUCUCUUCUCCUCUCUCAUCUCCUGUCCUCUCUCCUCUUUUUGCCUUGUGCUCAGGCUCUCUCAUUCUCUAAUUUAUUUAUAUUUUCUCUCUUUCAAUCUGCCUUAUCCAUUCUCUGCAUCAUCCAUUCUCUUUCCUUCUCCCUUUCCCCCUCUCUCUUUCUCUCUCUCUUUCUCUCUCUCUCUCGUCCACUCUCUCUCGUCCUCUCUCGCUCUCUCUCUCUCGUCUUGGAGACAGUGCUGUGCUGCUCCCUGUCACUCUGCUCAGUUUACGGGCUCUGCUCUGCUCUCCCGUGCUGUGCUGCUCUCCUCUCCUUUCCUCCUCUCCUUUUUGCUGCUCUCUUCUCUCCUCUUUCUCCAUAUCCUUUUCUUUGUUUUUUACUCUGUUCUGGAACGUAUGCUCCGGGUGGACUGGCAGACUGGGAUACUGGGAUACCACAGGUGGAGAGAGGGCUGGAUGCUCCAGGCAUUCAGAACUCGGCCAUCGGACCCUUUGGAUCUGUGGGGAGGGGAGGGAGGGGUGGGGGAGAGGGAGAGUGGAAGGAGGGCACCCAGGUGAAGGAAGGGCUGAGCUGCCGGGGGACCAAGACGAAGGUGGUGGUCUGGUGUUAGGGGUCAUGCUCUGCCGGGAUCUGAGUUGUUCUAUUUGGCCGGAGACUCUGCUGCUUUGCCCCCUCCAAAGGGCUCUUUUCUUGGAAAAGCCGGGCGGGAGGAGCGGGAACCAUGAACCAGCAGCUGGAUGCUCCGCGGCCAAUCAACUGGACCAUUAGGAAACUGUGCGCUGCAGCCUUCCUACCAUCUGUACGCCUGCUCAAGGCACAGAAAUCGUGGAUCGAGAGAGCCUUCAACAAGAGAGAAUGUGUUCAUAUCAUAGUGAGUGCCAAAGACCCCCAUAGGUGCUGCUGUGGCCGUCUGAUUGGUCAGCACGUUGGCCUGCCCCCCGGCAUCUCCUCCAGUCAGAAUGACAAGACGGAGCGUCUGGCUAAGAAUGACAGCCUAUCAGAGAAAUGGUCAAUCAGCAAACACACCCAGCUCAGCCCCACCGACGCCUUCGGAACCAUUGAGUUCCAGGGAGGGGGCCACUCCAACAAAGCCAUGUAUGUGCGUGUGUCCUACGACACCAAGCCAGACCUCCUGCUGCACCUGAUGACCAAGGAGUGGCAGCUGGACCUUCCCAAGCUGCUCAUCUCGGUGCAUGGGGGCCUGCAGAACUUUGAGUUGCAGCCCAAACUCAAACAGGUCUUUGGCAAGGGCCUCAUCAAGGCUGCAAUGACAACCGGAGCCUGGAUCUUCACCGGCGGGGUCAACACAGGGGUGAUCCGGCAUGUGGGUGAUGCGCUAAAGGACCAUGCCUCUAAAUCUCGGGGGAAGAUCUGCACUAUUGGCAUUGCCCCCUGGGGCAUCGUGGAGAACCAGGAGGACCUGGUGGGAAAAGACGUGGUCCGACCAUACCAGACCAUGUCCAACCCAUUGAGCAAGCUGACCGUGCUCAACAGCCUGCACUCCCACUUCAUCCUGGCCGAUAAUGGGACCACAGGGAAGUACGGUGCUGAGGUCAAACUCCGCAGACAGCUGGAGAAACACAUCUCCCUGCAGAAGAUCAACACACGUAUUGGUCAGGGAGUGCCGGUGGUGGCUCUGAUAGUGGAGGGGGGUCCUAAUGUGAUAUCCAUCGUGUUGGAGUACCUGAGGGACACUCCGCCUGUCCCCGUGGUGGUGUGUGACGGGAGCGGGCGUGCCUCAGACAUCCUGGCAUUUGGACACAAGUACUCCGAGGAGGGAGGGAUCAUCAAUGAGACUCUGAGGGACCAGUUGCUGGUGACCAUCCAGAAGACAUUCACAUACAGCCGGACCCAAGCCCAACACCUCUUCAUCAUCCUCAUGGAAUGCAUGAAGAAGAAGGAGUUGAUAACAGUUUUUCGGAUGGGGUCUGAGGGACACCAGGACAUUGACUUGGCCAUUCUCACUGCUCUGCUUAAAGGAGCCAACGCAUCGGCUCCUGACCAGCUCAGUCUGGCCCUGGCCUGGAACCGAGUGGACAUCGCCCGCAGUCAGAUCUUCAUCUACGGACAACAGUGGCCUGUGGGUUCUCUGGAGCAGUCUAUGCUGGAUGCCCUGGUGCUGGACAGAGUGGACUUCGUCAAGCUGCUGAUCGAGAACGGAGUGAGCAUGCAUCGCUUCCUCACCCUCUCCAGACUGGAGGAGCUCUACAACACGAGGCAUGGACCAUCCAACACUCUAUACCACCUGGUCAGAGACGUCAAAAAGGGUAACCUCCCACCAGAUUACCGCAUUAGUCUCAUUGACAUUGGAUUGGUCAUCGAGUACUUGAUGGGCGGAGCUUACCGAUGCAACUACACCAGGAAGAGGUUUAGAACGCUGUAUCAUAACCUCUUUGGACCCAAACGACCCAAAGCCCUGAAACUGCUGGGGAUGGAGGAUGACAUGCCGAUCCGAAGGGGUCGUCAGAAGACUACACGGAAGCGGGAGGAGGAGGUGGACAUUGACCUGGACGACCCUGAGAUAAACCACUUCCACUUCCCCUUCCAUGAGUUGAUGGUGUGGGCAGUGCUGAUGAAGAGACAGAAGAUGGCACUGUUCUUCUGGCAGCACGGGGAGGAGGCCAUGGCUAAAGCCCUGGUGGCCUGUAAGCUGUGUAAGGCCAUGGCCCACGAGGCCUCCGAGAACGACAUGGUGGACGACAUCUCACAGGAGCUCAACCACAACUCCAGUGAGUUUGGCCAGCUAGCCGUUGAGCUGCUGGACCAGUCUUACAAGCAGGAUGAGCAGAUGGCCAUGAAGCUGCUAACCUACGAGCUGAAGAACUGGAGUAACGCCACCUGCCUUCAGCUGGCUGUGGCUGCCAAGCACCGCGACUUCAUCGCCCACACUUGUAGCCAGAUGCUGCUCACCGACAUGUGGAUGGGACGGCUGCGCAUGCGCAAGAACUCUGGGCUUAAGGUGAUCUUGGGCCUGCUGCUGCCUCCGUCCAUCUUGAGUUUGGAGUUUAAGAACAAGGAUGAGAUGUCAUACAUGCCUCAGGACCAGGACACCUACCUGCAGGAGAAGGAGGAGGAGCCUGAGAAGCCUGCCAAUGAGAAGGAAGAAGAGGACAUGGAGUUCACAGUAAGAUCCUACUGUGAGACGCAGUACAACUCCGUGGCCAUGCUGGGUAAGGUAAGCACGGAGGCGUCUCGUAAGAAGGGCGUGGGGGAGGUCCAGAAUAGACACCGUCUCAUUCCCAUGGGCCGGAAGAUCUACGAGUUUUACAACGCCCCCAUCGUCAAGUUCUGGUUUCACACAAUGGCCUAUGUGGCGUACCUGAUGCUGUUCAACUAUAUUGUGCUGGUGAAGAUGGACCUGUGGCCCUCACCGCAGGAGUGGAUAGUCAUCGCUUACAUCUUCACCAAUGGAAUCGAGAAGAUGAGAGAGAUUCUGAUGUCAGAGCCGGGGAAGCUGUUGCAGAAGGUAAAGGUGUGGCUCCAGGAGUACUGGAACAUCACCGACCUCAUGGCCAUCCUCAUCUUCUCUGUGGGCAUGGUGCUCCGCCUCCAGGAGCCGCCCCUCAUGAGUUACGGCCGGGUCAUCUACUGUGUCAACAUCAUCUAUUGGUACAUCCGGCUGCUCGACAUCUUUGGCGUCAACAAAUACCUGGGCCCCUAUGUCAUGAUGAUCGGCAAGAUGAUGAUUGACAUGAUGUACUUUGUGAUCAUCAUGCUGGUAGUGUUGAUGAGUUUCGGAGUGGCCAGGCAGGCCAUCCUGAAUCCCAAUGAGGACCCGUCCUGGAUGCUGGCUCGGAACAUCUUCUUCAUGCCUUACUGGAUGAUCUAUGGAGAGGUGUUCGCUGAUCAGAUUGACCAUGUGCAUAGUAGGAAGCUAAAGCACAGGCUGAAUUCAAAACUCUGGAUGAUCGAAAAUCAGUUUCGAGCUCAUGGAACCUGGCGUAAUAAUGCUCCAUGUGGCCAGAAUAUCACCACAGAGGACGGGCAUGUUGUGGCUCUGCCGCCCUGUAAGACGGGAGCCUGGAUCGUUCCUGCCAUCAUGGCCUGCUACCUUCUGGUGGCCAACAUCCUGCUGGUCAACCUGCUCAUCGCUGUCUUCAACAACACCUUCUUUGAGGUGAAGUCCAUCUCCAACCAGGUGUGGAAGUUCCAGAGGUACCAGCUCAUCAUGACCUUCUACGAGCGGCCCAUCCUCCCCCCUCCCCUCAUCAUCUUCAGUCACAUGACCAUGGUCCUCAAGCACCUGUGCUGUCGCUGGCGGAAGCACGACGAUGACGAGAGAGACUAUGGCCUGAAGCUCUUCAUCACUGAAGACGAGCUGAAGAAAGUGCAUGACUUUGAGGAGCAGUGCAUCGAGGAGUACUUCCGCGAGAAGGAUGACCGCUUCAACUCUUCAAAUGAUGAGAGGAUCCGAGUGACAUCAGAGAGAGUGGAGAACAUGGCCAUGCGCCUGGAGGAGGUGAAUGAGAGAGAACACUUCAUGAAGUCAUCUCUGCAGACCGUGGACAUACGGCUGGCCCAAAUGGAGGAGCUGAUUGGUCGGAUCGCUGUGGCUCUUGAGCGAGUCACGGGAGUGGAGCGGGGCGAGGUCAACAAGGCCCGCUCACGAACCUCCUCGGACUGCACAGACUCGGCCUACAUGCUGCGUCAGGGUGAGUGCCCAGAUGCGGCUUACAUCCUGCGCCAGAGCAGCUUCAACAGCCAAGAGGGAAACUCCUACCGGCUCAAUGAGGGUGCAGAGGGCUCCAUGUCUCCGCCCUCCCCCACCGGCCUGGCCACGCGCACACGCAGUCACUCCUUCUACGUGGGCGGAGGUCGUGAGCGAGCUGGGGCCGACAGGGCCGAAAGGGCCGACCGUUUCCUCAAGGAGCGCUCCUUCAGCCUGCACCGAGCCAAUAGCUCUCAGUCGGUGGCCUCGGGUACUGCCCCCAAGGAGUCUAAGCCCCUCCCACUGGCCACGCUGUCCAUCUCCCAGCAGCACCGCCCCUCUUCCUGCAUUGACAUCUAUGUGUCGGCAUCCGAGGAGGCGGGGCCAGCCGAGGUCUUCUCGGACCCGCUGAGGAUGGCCCCUCCCCUCCGGCACGACUCUUCGCUCCACUCUGAGAUUAUGGAGGCGGUGCUGUCAAGCGGGAGGGACUACAGCGGAGGCAGCGGUUUGGGUGACAAACACUCGGAGGGUGGUGCCAUGUUCGAGGACAGCGCGGCUGCAGACCUGUCGCUAUGCUCCGCCCACCUUCUCCCAGAUAACACCAUGCCGACCUGGGACCUGGACUCCUCCCCGCCCCCGUCAGCGGGACCAUUGGAGCGCUCCAAGAGCAGCCGCUACCUGUCCACUGGCGGCAGGGGCUACCUAGAAGAGACUCAGCUGGUCAAAUCUCACAGCCUCAUGUUUACACCGCGAGGCUGCUACGGAGGCCUAGGGGCAGGGGUUCAGGUCAAAGCGGCUGAGUACACCAGCAUCACCGACUGCAUAGACACCAGGUGUGUCUCCGCCCCUUACUCCACCGCAGAGCGCUCCCACUCCCCCGGGGGCUCCACCUCAUUCCCCUUCAAUAAGCCCCCCGACUUGGGCUCCUCCCACCCAGAGCGCGAGGCCGAGCUCAGCCACACAGAGUCAGACCCUGAAGACCCAGAGGACCUGGCCCCGGCCCCUGAGCCCCAUCGCAUGGGGAGGGGCUUAAGAGGGGCGAGUGGGACCCCAUUCUGCUCGCCCUUCUCCAGGCUGGAACGAGCCAACAGCUGCUCCUCAGACGACUCCUCCCACCCAUCAUUGGCCCCUCCUUCACACAGAAAAAGCCUGUCGGUCAGUGAGAGGAUGGAGAGGGGUGCAGACCGUGGGGUUCUGGGGGGACCCAGGAACCCCUUUCUGAGGAGCAAGUCUGGGGCGCGGCCCGACACCAAGACAGACAGCCUCUCCAUGAGAAAGCUGACCACCCCCUCUGCGUUCAGCAGCUUCGACAGUAGACACAACUACACGUGACAAUGAUGAAGAAAACAGAACAGGGACAGGGCACACUCUGUUAUACAGGACCAUAGGGCCAGCCAGGGGUAAAGGCAAGGGUCAUGGGGAGGGCUCCUACCAGUGUAAAACAAAGUGCUAUGAAGCUAGGGUAGUUCUUACCUCCUCUUGAAGCUGACACUUGUUGUAUGUUUGGUGAUGGAGGGUAUGUGCUGUGUCUGUCUACCAUCUUUUUAGUCAAGUCAACACAUUGUUACUGUAAUGCAUCACGUCACAGAACACUAGUGUAGCCCAAAUAGAAAGUAUAAAAAUGAAAUCUCUGAUAGGACAGUUUAGUCAGUCUUUAGAAAAUAAUAAACUUGGCCACCUGACAAUAUAAGACUGGAGGUCAGAAUUGUCACCUCAACCCAUAUUUCCUCAGGUUCUCUAGUUUCCUCUUUGCCCUUAAACUGCCCAUACUCAUGGAUAUGACUCUAUACUUCUGUCUUUCCACCACUGAAAUAGCAGUCUUUCCACCACUGAAGUAGCAUUCAGUCUUUUCACCACAGACAUAGCACUGCAUGCUACAACAGUAGCAGCAGUAGUAACCUUAUCCCCAGUGUAAUUGUACAUAUUGCAUAUAAGUCUGAAACACCACCGACUCAAAUCUGGCCUAUGUGGUAGUAAAAAAAUUAAAACUACAAAAACAUUUUUGAUCUUAGCGAAUCACACGACUGGGCGUUGUGUCUCCGAAUCAAAAAACUUGUGCGACGCUAGCAAGACGGAGGUGGGAAGUGCUCAGAGGGAGGUGAUUGAUUACAAAUAAAGCCAAUGGCUAUGGAUUAGGACUUUUUCCUGAUCUUUCUGUUGGGAUAAUGAAGGCCACGUUUGAAGCUUUGGUCCACCAGACUGUCCAAGCAUGCAUAAGUGACAUAAGCGGUCACUUCCGGGGGCCCCCGACCACCCAACAAAACUCAGUCUGGGAACUCAGUCUGGGUCUCAACUUACUGUUGAGAGAUAGAAUAGAAGAAUACACAAGGUGCAAGUUCGAAAUUUGGUUGUGCAUCAGCAGUUUUUUUUUCUUGUUUUGUCAUUCACUGACAGUCGCUCAAUUAGCCAUGUCAGCUAACAAUUUUUAGAUUGAUAAGUUAGUCUAGCCAGUUAUCUAAACAGGCACGUGCCCAGGGGCCCUGACCUCCAGAGGGCCCUCAUUGAUUUUGUUAGUCACGCUCACUCAGAUAUCAUUAACAUUACAUAAAUCAUGGCAAAAUGGGUAGAAUUGCAGGAAAUUAGCUUUAAAUUGCAAAACCUUCUCUCUGCCCCAUUGCAAAAUGAGUAGAAUUGUAUGAAAUAUGUUAUAAAAUUGCAACAUUUUAUCUCCGUCCCAUGGCAAAAUGUGUAGAACGGCAGAAAACAUACUUAUAACUGCAAAAAGUUAAUGCUGCCCCAUGGCAAAAUCAGUAGAAUGCAUGAAAUGUGUUAUAAAUGUGUUACAUUUUCUCUCCGCCCCAUGGCAAAAUUUGUAGAAAAUGAACUUUAAAAUUACUAAAAUUAUCUCCACCGUCAAGAGGAGGGCCACUAAACACUUUACAGCAGUAGUGACUAUAGUAAAACACAUGGACACCAGUCAGCUGGUGAUGACUUUAUCAAUGGAUAGAGACAAUGAGCAUUGUACAGGUUGAAUUUCUAGACAUAAUAGGGCUCUAUUAUGUAUAAUGCAUGUCCCUGGUUUAAAAUCCAUGCACAUUGACAGUCAAGUAACAUUGACUCAAUAGAUUUCAGGGGUCAAAAUCAGGGCAGUAAAAUCGAUUACCUACAGGGCCUGAGUAACAGGGAAGAUGGGGAAUUUGAUUAAUUGUAGACUCAUCAUGUGCCUACUUGUUGUCCCAUCCCCAGUCACCUGGGCUUAGUGUCAUUGUGGCCUACAGUGUAAAGGUAUGAACAAAGUGUUAACACAUACACAUAGUCAUACAUGCACUCUAAUGCCAGCAAGGUGUAUGGAAUGGCUGAAGGAAAGCCAAAAGAAUUCCUCUAAUGUAACAGAUUGUUUGAUAGGCCCAGCGUCAUCAUUAUUUCCCUUGGAUUAACUCUGCUCAGUGCAAAACUCAAAACUGGGCACAAGAGGGGGCUGUGACCCAGUUUAAGGAGUCCUUCAUCCCAAGCAGUAAACCAAUGUUGAAAUUAGAACACUUCAAGAUCAGCCUUUUCAGCAAGAAAACAUCAAGCAUGUCUGGUAAUGGCAUUGCCCAUUCCUUUCAUUCCUCUGGCAGCAGCAUUUUGCUGCUUGGGUCUGACACCUGCUAGUCUCGGGUAGCCAGACAUGCUAAACUACAAUCAUUGGAUCCAUACUUCCUACAUUGUUUGGACAUUCAUUCAUGAUUUAUUCUAUUCAAAUCGAAGCACCAGACUAACCAGAGUAAUUGUUUAGAACGGUCAUCUGAAAACAGCAGAGAAUAGUCUGCACAACAUGUAAGACUACAUAAUACUGUACAUUGUAUGUGUAGGCUAGAAGAGAAUGGUUAGAGAACUGAAUUCCACAAGAUGGAGUUAUUUGAAACAUUUGCAAAAGAGUCAGCUCUAUGAAUCAUAUGCAUUUUAAGAGACAUAGAGGCACCUUUCAAGUUGAUGUAAAUGGCAGAGAACCAUUUUUUUUUCAUCUCUUAAUUUAUUACAACUAAAAAUAUCUGACAGGAGUGGAAUACCUGUUACAACAUGUUUGUAAUAAUGGAACAUGAUGAGUAACAUUUACAUCACAGGUUCUCAAAUUAGUUAUUUUUUAUAUUUGAUCAUUAUUAAAUCACUUCAAUUUAAUUGCACUGCAAUUGUUUUGAUUGAUUAUUUUUGACUAUUGUGUUGCUUACAAUGAAUAAUUGAAUGGCUGUUUGAAAUACAAACUGACUAUUUAUAUCUUUUCAGUGCUAUUUUGUCUAAUUUAAAGUAUUUUGAAUUAUUACAAGGUUUUAACAUUAAUGAAAGGUGUCACCUAUAAGCACUAAAAACGUAUGUAUUAUAUGAUUCACUUAAUAUAUUAUGUGAUAAAUUACUAUAUUGUACAUCACAAUCAUAUUUAAAGUAUUUAAUAAUUUGCUAUAUUGUAUGUUCAUGAGCAGCUGUCAAAAAGAAAUACAAAUAUAUAUUUUUUAAUGUAGGUUGGAUAUUUCAAUGCAAUACUCCGCUGCAAGCAUUACCAAACUGAGGGUGUCUUUCAGGCCUGGAGUAACUAUUUGAAAUUCACAGUAACUUAAACAUCUACAUAUAUCUGCACAUUUCUUUUGUUAGUAAUUCUUCUCACAAAUCUACUUACCCAUGGUAUCCUUUUCCUGUAUUUCGCAACUAUUGGGAUAAUGCAUUUCUGAAGUGUUUACAGCAUUUUUUCUUACACUGGAGAAAGGCAUUGAUUUCAUGGCUAAGAACAUGCGUAAGAGCUAGGAGAGAGAACUAGGAGCUAGAACUAGGAGCUAGAACUAGGAGAGAUAACUACUUGAUGCCUUUUGAGGGGGAGGGCUAGCGGCGCUCUGUGUAUCUUCACUAUUGAUCUGAAUGUUUAAUUUUCCUUAUCAAUGUCCAAUACCAUUGCAGGGUGUUUUCACACAUUUCCUAAGCUGCUUCUUUGUCUUGUAAGGUUGUAGAUUCGCGAGUGACGCUCAGCAAAUGAAGGAAAUGUGUUGUAUGAGCUGAAAACCAAAAAAUAAGGAAUAUUUCAAUCUCUCUUGAGCAGACAGGCCUCCACUAAUCACUGUGCUUAUGCAUUCAACCCACAUUUUCAUGGGACUCCCAUAUCAGUUGUGUUCCAUGAAACCAAACCCUCCCAUCCAUUUUGUGGACACAGGAGUCAAAGUUAAAACCAACUAUGAGCUUUAAUACGAUCACAAAGUGUGAAGAAUAGUUUGCUGGGCUUGGAGUUUUGUUGAAAACUAGUGUAAGCACAUCCAACGUUCAGGUGCAGGGGUGCGUAAAGUAUAGUCCUGAAAAAGAAAGAAAUACCCGCACAAUGUUGGACACUCCGGAUGUUAGUUGUUGGUGGGGUUUUGUCUCACAAAACAUGGGAUAGAUCACUUUUUCCAAAUUUGUAGUCGAAAAAUAAGCUUUAAAAUAAGUUAACAAACUGUUUAAAAGAUGUCUGAACAUCUCAUUGAACACGCUCAUUGAAGGAACAUUAGGUGAGAAUAGAGGAGAGAUAAGGUGAUCGUUUGGUUACUCUUUGGCUUUUUGUCCAGGCACUGGUUUGGGUCCUGGGUCCUUUAACUAACCUCAGUGAAUAGGCUGUCAGCCCUCCAGGGGACAUAAGAGAUAUUUUUAUUUUCGUUAUGGAGAGGGACAUGCAAGGACAAACAUGUCCAUAGCACUUCUAACUCAUGUGUAAAUGCUCUGUAAAUGUUUUGUAUAUGUUGCUGUGGCUGUUGUACAAUAUAUCAAUAUAUAAAAUAAAAGGGAGGUCUAUGUAUGUCUGAGGACUCUGACACAGAAAUUACAGUAGCCUAAUACUGAGAAUUGUGCCAAUGUGAUCCAACAAAACCUAAUGUACAGUAUUUUUUAAAUAUUUUCCUAUACUGUAGCAUACAGCUUUGUGAAUCAUAGACUAUGGUUAUAAUUCAAAUAGGUUUUUAUUUCCCCUCAAUCUGUUGGUGAGUAGGCUACUCGUAUGCUAAAGAGGAGUCCAAGCACAUGUUUUCUGCAAUAAUGCUGAUAUUGUAGUUUUACUUGAGGGGACUUAUCUUCCAGCAGUCUCACUUCAUUUAGUGUCCUUUAAUGCAUGCAGUUCUUCCACUGAUGAUGUACCAAAAUACAUUCUGUGAAAUUGAUGAAAGAGAGAGAGUAAGAGAGAGAGAGAGAUUAUAAAUUGUGUCACAGUGGUGAGUAUUUGGAUGCAAAUGCAAAUCUGUAUUCUUCAGUAUGAAUAGGAUCAUGUCUGGCAUGCAUUAUUAAAUAAACACAUGAAUGCAUAA
Messenger RNA from Salmo salar (Atlantic salmon), 10983 nucleotides. The record is from RefSeq and is a predicted model, not a curated record. NCBI's taxonomy places the organism in Eukaryota, Metazoa, Chordata, Actinopteri, Salmoniformes, Salmonidae.